UUUGGUCCAGCCCUUCCCCGAGAGACGCGCUCUGCCACAGGAAGCCCCGCCGGCGGCCUCCGAGGGCCCUGCAGGGCGAGCGAGAAGAGCGAGGCGGUCCAGAAGGUGUAUGCUGAUCGAGGCUAUUUGGACACCCUGACCCAGCUGCUGGGGACCCUCCCUCCCCCUCCAGGGGGCAGAAUGGAGUUAGAGGAGGGCUACAAUGGAAGCUCAGCACUAGGAGCUCAAGGAGGUUCAGCCAUGGCCAUCAUUGGUGCAGAAGAUGAGGACUUUGAAAAUGACAUUGAGCCUUUCCAGCACCCGGAUACUCGGAGCAGCUUGUUCCAGAACCUGGAGCUUCUGAUGAAGCAUCCUGCCUACUUGAUGGUCUUUAUACAACAUGUGGUGUUGCAGUUUGACUCGAGCCCUGUGCUCUGUUACCUGCACGUGGACCUCAUCCUAAACCGCCUUGGGCCCAAGGAAGCAAAGAAGCAGUUUGUGGAUUUUUGCCAUGCAUUCUUAGACAAAACUGGGCUGCUGAGAGUCCCUGUUCCAAAUGCUGUGCAGUAUGAACUGGACCGAAACAGGCCUGAUCUUAUCCCAGAAGACCAACAGAAAAAGUACUUGCAGGACAUCCAAUCCUUUCAAGAAAUGGAGAUUUCCCUGCAGUUGGAGGACUUCAGGGAAAAAAGGAAAAUGGGAAUGACACCGGGAGAGAAGGAGCUUUCUGAACUGGAAAGUGUCCGCACCAAGGACAAAGGCAUCCGCGAGUCCAAGGAGAAACAGCUGGCCGAACAGCUGUUGGCCAAAUUGGAGGAGAUGCACCUCACCAUUUCUGCCGACGAGGAAAAGUGCUCUGCCAUUUUUACCGCCAUUGUGACAUAUAUGAAGCACCUGGGGGUUAAGACAAAGACAGCCGAUAACAAGAAGUCGAAAGCAAACUUCUUCCGCAAGAAGAUUUCAGGGACCAAGAAGCCUGAGGAAGCUCUCAAACCGAAGAAAAGCUUUAGCAUUUUGGACCCAGCACGCUGGAACCGUGGGGAUUCCCACUAUUCUGAUUACAGACAGUCCAAAGCUGAGGGUGAAGCAGGGGAGAAGACUCCAGCCUUGGACAAGAAAGCCAAGUUAGCAGAAGGAAGUUCUGGGCGGGGCAAGGGGACCCCUUCGGGGCAGGAUCCUUCUGGAGUGUCCGUCACUGUGCACCCCCCACCCGGAGAGAGCAAUGACGGAGAGGGGGUGGACAGUCUGGGUCUGGCAGAUUCAGGAGAUUCACCAGUUACUGAGCAGUCCCUGGCCGGAGAACAGCUCCCACCGGAUGAAGGCGCAGAAAAUGAAAGAAGGCGAAAAAGGCUGACCGGAAAGUUGGGCCGCUCUGAGAGCCUGCGGGUUUACGAGCGGAAGCGGUCUCAGCGUGGCUCGGCCAAGGGCAAGCAGCCGCGUUCGCGGAGCGAUGUGGACCUCGAGGCCGCGGCCCGGGCCAAUGAGCUGGAGGAGAAGCCAACCCUAGAGCAGGCCCGGCAGAAGCAGGGAAGUUGCAAUUUGGAGCCAGGAGGGGCAGGGGGCGGGGAGCCUCCGCCGUCCUUUCUGCUUCCCCAGUCUGAGGAGUUUGAGCCGCGCGUUUCGGAACUGGAACUGGACCCGCCAAACUGGCGGGAGCUUGUCCCCCCCGACACCCUCCUCAGGCUGAAGAAAAGUGAAGUGAAGCGGCAAGAAGUGAUCAAUGAGCUGUUUAUCACUGAGCAUGCCCACCUGCGGAUGCUCCGAGUGUUGCUGGAGGUUUUCUACCAACCUUUGUUGACCGAGGGAUACUUUACGGACAACGAACUGGUGAACAUUUUCCCCAGUCUGGAGGACCUGAUUGACGAACACAAAGUGUUUCUGGAGAACUUGAAGAAGCUGAGGGAGGAAAAUAAUUUGAUUGUCUCUGAAAUUGGAAGCACGCUGCUGGCGCGAUUCAAUGGGUCUGAAGGAAACUGGUUUCAGAAGAUCUCCUCCCGGUUUUGUAGCCGCCAAUCUUUUGCAUUAGAACAGCUGAAGGCCAAGCAGAAGAAAGAAGCCCGUUUCAACCAGUUCAUCCAGGACGCAGAAAGUAAACCUCGAUGCCGGCGAUUGCAACUGAAGGACAUCAUUCCUAUUGAGAUGCAGAGGCUGACCAAGUAUCCACUGCUGCUCCACUCCAUCGCCAAAUGCACUGAGGAAGCUGAAGAACGCCAGAAGGUGGAGAGGGCAGCCGAAUGUUGUCGGCAGAUCCUCAACCAUGUCAACCAAGAAGUGCGUAUUAUGGAGAAUUUACUGAAACUCAAAGAUUAUCAGCGGCGCUUGGACCUCUCCAACUUGAAACAAAGUACUGAUCCUCUGCUGAGUGAAUUUCGGAAUACGGAUAUCACCAAGCGAAAUCUUGUGUAUGAGGGACCCCUGACAUGGCGUGUCACCAAGGAUAAAUCAGUAGAUGUUCAUGUCAUCUUGCUGGAUGAUAUCUUGGUCCUUCUGCAGAAGCAGGAAGAGCGCCUGGUGCUCAAGUUUCACAGCCGCACUAUCACCCCAACCCCCGAUGGGAAACAAAUGCUGUCCCCCAUUAUCAAGCUCAAUUCUGCCAUGACCCGUGAAGUGGCCACAGACAUCAAGGCCUUCUAUGUGAUCUUCAGCUGGGAGAAUGGGGCUCAGAUCUACGAACUGGUGGCUCAGACAGUGUCAGAACGGAAGAACUGGUGCAACAUAAUCAGCGAGACUGCUGGUUCUCUGAAGCUGCCUGCUGCUUUCAAUUCUAAACCCCGGCUUUCCGUGCCAAACCGAACUUUGCCACAUAGUCCCAGCUACUACUCAGAGGCCCUUCUGGGUGGAGCAGAAAAUGGCAACUCCCUUAAGGAGGCACUGCAGUCAGAAGAGCAAGAAAAAGAUGGAAUGCUGGAAGGUGCAGAAUUUGAGGAACGGAACCCUGUCGGUGGACCAAAGUUGGACAAGACGGUGGAGGCAUUUGUGGCUGACCUACAGACCCUCUGCAGAUCUCGGCCUCCUGGGCAGGUCCCUCUGGCCUCUGCUGCACAGGACCGAGUCUUGGCCCUGAAGAGGCUGCUUCAGAUUCCAGAGGAAGGGGAGACCAUCUUUCCCACAGAACCUACAGACCUUUCCCCAGAGAAUGGAGACCCCCAGGAGGGGGAAGAGGAAUGGGAUGGAAAUUUCAGGAUUGAAGCAGACAACAGCAGGAGGCUUCCAGGAGGUUCUUCGAAUGGCCCUCAAGAUGCAGAGUGGGGCUCUGAGCAUUUGGAUAAGGAAGGGCCCCGUUUCCCCAUCAUUCUGUCGCUCCAACAGUCUGACGGGGUGAAGCAUCACUUAAGGCUUCUAGAAGAUGCAAUUCAGGGUCUGAAGGAUAUAGAAACAGAUUACUGGAGGCUUCAGCAGCUGAUGGACAAGUUUACAUCAUCUCAACAGCCUAGUUCCACAUGAGGCUUGGCCAAGCAAGGCCUGUCCGAACAAGAAGGAAGAGGACUGUGGGCUCACCCCCUUCUCCUGCCAGGCGGUUCUCUCCCAGCAUGAGCAACCAAAUGGGGACCUACGCUGCUGCUUGUUUUGUAUAGGGAGAGAUGCUGUGGAUUUUGUACAUAGAAUUUUCUGCCUAGAGCACACUAUAAGGGGGAGUAUUUAGAGGCUGAAGCGUUGUAUUUACGAGAGGUCCUGCAAGCUUCUGGGGGUGUGGGGAGGAGCUGCUUUGUUAGGUGAGAAAGGUGCUUCGGGAUGGGUAAGCUUCACUUUUAGCGAAGGGAAGAGUUUACAGGGCUGGCUCUCAGGGGUGACAGAUUACAAAACUGGGAUCUGAUGACAGCUCUUUGUUGGUCAAAAUAGGUGGUGGGCUAACAAAGGACACACGUGCAGAAGCCCAUAAUUUGAUGGCCUGUUUACUGAUAGGCUCUCAGGUACCUCAGAGAGGGUGCUCAAGGAGGACAUAAUCUAGUACAGUGUUUCUCAGCCAUGGCAACUUGAAGAUGGGUGGACUUCAACUCCCAGAAU
Molecule: messenger RNA, 3984 nt
Organism: Candoia aspera
Lineage: Eukaryota; Metazoa; Chordata; Lepidosauria; Squamata; Candoiidae
Gene: ARHGEF1
Product: Rho guanine nucleotide exchange factor 1
Exons: 33
Coding region: 181-3423 (1080 amino acids)
Biological process (GO): G protein-coupled receptor signaling pathway
Cellular component (GO): cytoplasm
Molecular function (GO): guanyl-nucleotide exchange factor activity; G protein-coupled receptor binding
Source: RefSeq, a predicted model, not a curated record